AUGAUUGAUGCCUGUAGGCCUUGCACCUGUCAACAGGCGAUUGGGGGCUCUGGCCAACAAGCUAAAUGCGGAGGUAAAGAACUAACAGAGGUACCUUCUACUCUCCCCAACGACACUUGUAGAUUGACUCUAAGGGACAACACCAUAACAACAAUAGAAGCCUUCCGUGAUUUGACAAAGUUGGAGUUUCUGAAAUUACAUGAUAAUCCUUAUCACUGCGAUUGUGAGUUGAUUGGCCUGGUCGAUUUCCUAAAAUCUGGAAGUGUCAGUGUAUAUGAAAACCAAUGUUGCUUCACUCCUGCGAAAUUAAAUGGAACUGAGUUGGUCAGCCUAUCAGCUGCAAACUUGACCUGUUCCGAGAUGACAACUAUGGAAACCAAUUCUUCACCUUUGAAAGUAGGGGACUUUCUGGUUACGGCACAGUUGUUUUUAUAUUUGCUUGUUAAAACCUUGAUUUAG
This is a messenger RNA of Saccostrea cuccullata (small rock oyster), 459 nucleotides long. RefSeq names its product platelet glycoprotein IX-like. NCBI's taxonomy places the organism in Eukaryota, Metazoa, Mollusca, Bivalvia, Ostreida, Ostreidae. The record is from RefSeq and is a predicted model, not a curated record. The transcript is spliced from 3 exons. The coding region runs from base 1 to 459 and encodes 152 amino acids.